Messenger RNA from Plasmodium malariae, 2715 nucleotides. It is a transcript of the gene PABP, whose product is annotated as polyadenylate-binding protein, putative. The coding region runs from base 1 to 2715 and encodes 904 amino acids. The transcript has a single exon. Gene Ontology annotation, molecular function: poly(U) RNA binding; mRNA 3'-UTR binding; poly(A) binding. NCBI's taxonomy places the organism in Eukaryota, Apicomplexa, Aconoidasida, Haemosporida, Plasmodiidae. The record is from RefSeq and is a predicted model, not a curated record. Gene Ontology annotation, cellular component: nucleus; cytosol; ribonucleoprotein complex.
AUGAUUGCUACCGGUACGAAUAUAAUGCACCCAAGUUUUUCCACAGCGUCCCUUUAUGUAGGCGAUUUAAAUGAAGAUGUAACUGAAGCUGUAUUGUAUGAAAUAUUUAACACAGUUGGUCAUGUAUCAUCAAUAAGGGUUUGUAGAGAUAGUGUAACUAGGAAAUCCUUAGGUUAUGCUUAUGUGAAUUAUCAUAACUUAGCAGAUGCAGAAAGAGCAUUAGAUACAUUAAAUUAUACAAACAUAAAAGGACAACCAGCAAGACUUAUGUGGAGUCAUAGAGAUCCAUCUUUAAGAAAAAGUGGUGCAGGUAAUAUUUUUGUAAAGAAUUUAGAUAAAUCAAUUGAUAAUAAAACCUUAUUUGAUACAUUUAGUAUGUUUGGAAAUAUAUUAUCAUGUAAAGUAGCAACAGAUGAAUUCGGAAAGAGUAAGAGUUAUGGUUUUGUUCAUUAUGAAGAUGAAGAAAGUGCAAAGGAAGCUAUUGAAAAAGUGAAUGGAAUACAAUUAGGAUCGAAAAAUGUAUAUGUAGGUCCAUUUAUUAAAAAAUCAGAACGGGCUACAAAUGAUACGAAAUUUACAAAUUUGUAUGUUAAGAAUUUUCCAGAUACAGUAACAGAAAAUCAUUUAAAGCAAUUGUUUAGUCCAUUUGGUGAAAUAACAUCAAUGAUUGUUAAGACGGAUAAUAAGAACAGGAAAUUUUGUUUUGUUAAUUAUGCUGAUGCAGAGAGUGCAAAAAACGCAAUGGAUGUUUUGAACGGAAGGAAAAUUACGGAUGAUGGUCAGAUUGACAAGACUUAUGAUGCAAAAAAGGAGGAAUCAGAAAUUAGCAAUAACAUCAGUAGCAGCAAUAACAAUAACAGUAACGGUAAUGACAGUAGUAGUACUACUGCAAAUGCUACUUCUAGUAGUGGUGGUGAAGGUACCACCAAUACAGAGGCGGCAGGUACCACUACUGCAAACAAUAGCAAUAAUAAUCUCUCGGGGCAACAGAAUGCAAAUGGAACGAAUAACGUUACUAGUGCUGAUGGUGGGGAUGUAGGAGGUGCAGCAGGUAUCUCAACUAGUACGACUAAUGAAAACGGGAAUAAUAAUGAAAGUGGUAGUGGCUCUAAUAGUGGGAACAACACCAAUAGUAAUAAUAAUAAUAGUAGCAAUAAUAACAGUAGUGGUAAUAAUAAUACUAAUGGGAACAAUAGCAAUAACAUCAGUAAUGCUAAUGGAAAGAAGGAAGGCGGCGGGGGUGUUUCUGCUUCAUCGGAAAAUGCAGAUAACCCAAAUAUAUUGUAUGUUGGUCCACACCAAUCAAGGGCAAGAAGACAUGCUAUUUUAAAAGCAAAAUUUGAUAAUUUGAAUUUAGAAAAUAAGAAUAAACAUCAAGGAGUAAAUUUAUAUAUAAAAAAUUUGGAUGAUGCUAUUGAUGAUCAAAUGCUAAAGGAAUUGUUCGAACCAUAUGGCACUAUUACAUCUGCUAAGGUAAUGAGGGAUGACAAGGAACAAAGUAAAGGAUUCGGUUUUGUAUGUUUCGGAUCACAAGAAGAAGCAAAUAAAGCAGUAACAGAAAUGCAUUUAAAAAUAAUUAAUGGUAAACCUUUAUAUGUUGGUUUAGCUGAAAAAAGAGAACAACGUUUAUCACGAUUACAACAAAGAUUUCGUAUGCAUCCAAUAAGACAUCAUAUAAAUAGUCCAAUGAAUUCACCUAUGCAAUAUGCAAAUCCACAAUCUCCUCCAUUACAGUUUAAUCAAAAUACUUUAAAUUAUGGAAGACCAGUUAUUACUGCUUUUAAUCAAAAUAAUUUAAUAUCAUGGAGGCAUCAACAAGCUGCUCAACAACAGGCUGUGCAUCAACAGGCAGCUCAACAACAAGCCGUUCAUCAACAAGCAGCACAACAACAAUUGAGUUUUAACACAAAUUUAAGAGGGCAAAUGAAUCAAAUGAGAUUGUAUGCACAAAAUAAUUUAAUGAAUAAUAAUUUAAAUCAGAAUAAAGGCAACUCACAAUUACAUCAUAAUCAGCAAUAUGCAAAUGCCUUGGCACAACAGAAUGGACAACAACAACAAAAUUUAAAUGUACCACCAGGUCAACAUAGUGCUCAACAGUUACAACAGCAGCAGGGAAAUAAUCAGUUAUUAAACAAUAAUAUGAGAAAUAUGAAUAAUAGAGGAGGCGGAGGAGGAGGUAAUAGGAAUAAUAAUAUGCCCAAUAUGAAUAAUAUGGCUAAUCCAAAACAGCAGAUGCCUUUAAAUAUGGUAGGAGCUAAACAUAAUGCUGCUCAGACGACUAAUCAUAUAAAUCAUCAACCACAACAACAGGGUUCCUCUCAACAGCAACAGCAGCAACAAAAAUCGGCACAGCAAAUUCAACAGGUAGCACAGAAUGGCAAUUUUAAGUUUACUGCACAAGCAAGAAAUCGUAUGGAAUUACCAAAUAAAAACUCAAAUAAAAUAAAUCCUAUGAACAACAUGAACGUAAAUUUUAACAACAAUUCGACGUUAACAGCUGCAGCAUUAGCUUCUGCUCCUCCAUCCAUGCAAAAGCAAGUCCUUGGUGAAAAUUUAUUUCCUUUAGUUGCUAACUAUCACCCCACGUUGGCUGGUAAAAUUACCGGUAUGAUGUUGGAGAUGGACAAUUCGGAAUUGCUCAUAUUACUGGAAAACGAAGAACAGCUUAAGAAAAAAAUUGACGAAGCGCUUGUCGUUCUGCAGAAGGCAAAGUAG